Molecule: messenger RNA, 3893 nt
Organism: Mus caroli (Ryukyu mouse)
Lineage: Eukaryota; Metazoa; Chordata; Mammalia; Rodentia; Muridae
Gene: Sf3a1
Product: splicing factor 3a subunit 1
Biological process (GO): mRNA cis splicing, via spliceosome; regulation of alternative mRNA splicing, via spliceosome
Cellular component (GO): U2 snRNP; U2-type prespliceosome; catalytic step 2 spliceosome
Molecular function (GO): RNA binding; protein binding
Source: RefSeq, a predicted model, not a curated record
CUCUCUCUGGGUCGCCGCCAUCUUGUCAUUGAGUUGGAUACUUCGUGUGGUGAGCUUUAACCUUGUCGUAGCACCGGUUGUCGCCACCGAGGCGGACUGGCAGCCCUGAGCGUCGCAGUCAUGCAGGCCGGACCCGUGCAGGCGGUGCCCCCGCCGCCGCCUGUAGCCACUGAGUCCAAACAGCCAAUUGAAGAAGAAGCAUCGUCAAAGGAGGAUCCCACCCCGUCCAAGCCAGUGGUCGGCAUUAUUUACCCGCCUCCGGAGGUCAGGAACAUCGUCGACAAGACUGCCAGUUUUGUGGCCAGAAAUGGGCCUGAAUUUGAAGCUAGGAUUCGACAGAAUGAGAUCAACAAUCCCAAGUUCAAUUUCUUAAAUCCCAAUGACCCUUACCAUGCCUACUACCGCCACAAGGUCAGCGAGUUCAAGGAGGGGAAGGCUCAGGAGCCCUCAGCUGCCAUCCCCAAGGUUAUGCAGCAGCAGCAGCAAGCUACGCAACAGCAGCUGCCCCAGAAGGUCCAAGCCCAGGUGAUCCAAGAGACCAUAGUGCCGAAGGAGCCCCCUCCUGAGUUUGAGUUCAUCGCUGAUCCCCCCUCCAUCUCAGCCUUCGAUCUGGAUGUAGUGAAGCUGACAGCUCAGUUUGUGGCCAGGAAUGGGCGCCAGUUUCUGACCCAGCUGAUGCAGAAAGAGCAGCGCAACUACCAGUUUGACUUUCUCCGACCCCAGCACAGCCUCUUCAACUACUUCACAAAGCUGGUGGAGCAGUAUACCAAGAUCUUGAUUCCACCCAAAGGCUUAUUUUCAAAGCUCAAGAAAGAGGCUGAAAAUCCUCGAGAAGUUUUGGACCAGGUUUGUUACCGAGUAGAAUGGGCCAAAUUUCAGGAACGUGAGAGGAAGAAGGAAGAAGAAGAGAAAGAGAAGGAGCGAGUAGCUUAUGCUCAGAUUGACUGGCAUGAUUUUGUGGUGGUGGAGACAGUGGAUUUUCAACCCAAUGAGCAAGGAAACUUCCCACCACCAACAACACCAGAGGAGCUGGGAGCUCGGAUCCUCAUUCAGGAGCGCUACGAGAAGUUUGGGGAGAGCGAGGAAGUGGAGAUGGAGGUUGAGUCAGAUGAGGAAGAUCAGGAGAAGGCCGAGGAGACUCCUUCCCAGCUGGACCAGGAUACCCAAGUACAGGACAUGGAUGAGGGUUCAGACGAUGAAGAAGAAGGGCAGAAAGUGCCUCCACCCCCAGAGACACCCAUGCCUCCACCUCUGCCCCCAACACCAGACCAAGUCAUUGUGCGGAAGGACUAUGAUCCCAAAGCUUCCAAGCCCCUUCCUCCAGCCCCUGCUCCUGAUGAGUAUCUUGUAUCCCCCAUCACUGGGGAGAAGAUUCCUGCCAGCAAAAUGCAAGAGCACAUGCGCAUUGGGCUUCUUGACCCCCGCUGGCUGGAGCAGCGGGACCGCUCCAUCCGAGAGAAGCAGAGUGAUGACGAGGUUUAUGCACCAGGUCUGGAUAUUGAGAGCAGCUUAAAGCAGUUGGCUGAGCGACGUACUGACAUCUUUGGGGUAGAAGAGACAGCCAUUGGUAAGAAGAUUGGUGAAGAGGAGAUCCAGAAGCCCGAGGAGAAGGUGACUUGGGAUGGCCAUUCAGGCAGCAUGGCCCGGACCCAGCAGGCUGCCCAGGCCAACAUCACCCUCCAGGAGCAGAUUGAGGCCAUCCAUAAGGCCAAGGGCCUGGUGCCAGAAGAUGACACUAAGGAGAAGAUUGGCCCUAGCAAGCCCAAUGAAAUCCCUCAGCAGCCACCACCUCCAUCUUCAGCCACCAAUAUCCCCAGCUCAGCACCCCCUAUUACAUCAGUGCCCCGGCCACCUGCGAUGCCACCUCCAGUCCGCACCACUGUUGUAUCUGCAGUACCUGUCAUGCCUCGGCCACCCAUGGCAUCUGUGGUCCGGCUGCCCCCAGGCUCAGUGAUUGCCCCCAUGCCACCCAUCAUCCACGCACCCAGGAUCAAUGUGGUACCUAUGCCUCCUGCAGCACCUCCCAUCAUGGCGCCCCGCCCACCUCCCAUGAUUGUGCCAACAGCCUUUGUGCCUGCCCCACCUGUGGCUCCAGUCCCAGCCCCAGCUCCAAUGCCUCCUGUACACCCCCCACCUCCUAUGGAGGAUGAGCCUCCAUCCAAGAAACUAAAGACCGAGGACAGUCUCAUGCCCGAGGAAGAAUUCCUGCGCAGGAACAAGGGUCCAGUAUCCAUCAAAGUGCAGGUACCCAACAUGCAGGAUAAGACGGAAUGGAAGCUGAAUGGUCAGGGUCUGGUCUUCACUCUCCCACUCACAGACCAGGUCUCUGUCAUCAAAGUGAAGAUUCAUGAAGCCACGGGCAUGCCUGCGGGGAAACAGAAACUACAGUAUGAAGGCAUCUUCAUCAAGGAUUCCAACUCCCUGGCUUACUACAACAUGGCCAGUGGUGCUGUCAUCCACUUGGCCCUCAAGGAGAGAGGCGGCAGGAAGAAGUAGCAAGAGAUACUGCAAUUGAAACCCUGCCAUUGUACCUCUUUCCACCACCAAUUCCAGGAGUUUCCCUGGGGCCUCAGGCACAGCCUGGGCAUUUGUUUCCCUCUAAGCCAGUCUACGGAAUGAAUAUCUUGUUUCAAUUCUGGAUUGGAGGUCCUUCAAGGAAGUCCAUUAGGAGUUGGAAACCCAGUGUUGUCCCACAGGACAGUUUCACACUAUCGAAUGAUGCUUAGCUAAUAGAAUAUGGUUAAUGCCAUUCAUCAUUUUGUAUCAUGCUUUGGUUUCUUGAAGCCAGGCAUAGUACAUGCAUGCCUGUGAUCCUGGGACUUGGGAGGUGCGGGCAGAAGAAUUAAAUGUUCAAUGUUCACCUCGGCUGUAUAGCUUGAGGCCAGACUGGGCUGUGUGAGAUACUGUGGGGUUUUUUUGUUGUUGUUGUUUUGUUUUUUUUUAAUUAAAAACUGAACACUUCUUGGACCUUCAUGGAAGCAGUUUGUCCCUGCCAUCCACAGACUGGCUUAGAAAGCUCUGCCAUUCUUACCUCUGCAGGGAUGGCUAGUGCACAACAACUCUCCUAGGGACAAGGGUGAAAUUCCAAGUCGAUUAAGAGGGAAACAAUGGAUCGCUGAGCUUUGGGGUCUCUGCAGUCUUGAUGUUUAUAUAUACAUUGGUGCUGCUGAGCUUUGGGGUCUCUGCAGUCUUGGUGUUUAUAAUAUGUUUUUGCUGCCAUCGUGCCUUUCAAGUACUUCUAAAGCAUCGUGGCUGGGAGAUGCCUUGGUGAGUACAGUGCUUAUGGUGCAAGAACUGAUAUAAGAGCCACCAGAACACAGCCACUGCUACCCUGUGACAAGACAGGCAGAGUCAUCCUAGCAGGCCAGUGAAUGAGAAAGACCUGGAAGGCCAGGUGGAAAGCAAGGGCGAACACCUAUGGCUGUCUUCUGGUCUCCACGUGUUUGCCUCAGCAUAGCUUUAUAGAGAUACAUACGUUUCAUAUUUGUACAUUUUAUAUUUGUAAAGCUUCAGGACCCUCCAGCAUGCAGUAGCCAUAGAACAAGGAUCAGUAGCUUUUUCCAUGCCUCAAAUCACCCAUCACUUGAAAGGCAUAGCAGUUUUAGUGGUUUGCUCUAGGGUGGGCAAAGGCCGUUCAUUACUAUGUGUGUGGUUAAUUGUGCCAAAUCCACAUACUGACCUAAGGGCCUUGUAUCUAGUUUACUACUACUGUGUUUUAUUUGGUAUUUUUGUUUUUCUUUGGUUUUGAUAUAGCUCCGCUGGAACUUGCUAUAUAGAUUAGGCUGGUUUUGAACACUUCAAGGUCACCCUGCUUCUCUGCCUCCCAAGUACUGGAAUUAAAGGCAUGGACCGUCAAGCUUGACACUGCUUCCUGUUGAAGCACUUGUGUAGCA